Molecule: messenger RNA, 3506 nt
Organism: Ochlerotatus camptorhynchus
Lineage: Eukaryota; Metazoa; Arthropoda; Insecta; Diptera; Culicidae
Product: probable serine/threonine-protein kinase kinX
Exons: 4
Coding region: 378-3224 (948 amino acids)
Biological process (GO): response to starvation
Cellular component (GO): nucleus
Molecular function (GO): DNA-binding transcription factor activity, RNA polymerase II-specific; cis-regulatory region sequence-specific DNA binding
Source: RefSeq, a predicted model, not a curated record
CGAGAGUGCGCGCGCGCGCGUGUGAAUUCAAACUUUGUCGGACGGAUAACGGAUAACGACCUGGACCUGGGGUACCUGCUGGUGGAGAAGAUCGAACGGGAAAGUUCAUGGCUUCACUUUGGUUGGCGUGAAAGGGAAAUGUGAUUUUUUUGGUUUUGAAAAGGUCAUAAAGUGAGAUUUCAAAUCAAGUGCUUGGGAGUGCCGGUUUGAACACGUAGAUUAGAAGGUGGUGAGCAAGCAUUUUUUUUCCCGAAGAAAAAGAUUGUGUCUUAGAGGAGGAUAAUAAUGUGUUGAGCGGAAAACCCUACAGAGAAGACGUGAAGUGCGGAUAGUUUGAUGAACAUCUCCAAAAGGAUUUCUAGCCUUGAUGAUCCAGGAUGCUGACGACGGUAGCGCUCAUACUGGUCACGUCCAUACUGCGGACGGCCGCCCAAAAUCCCUUCCCAAAUGACCCGGCAGCGAAGCCGGAUCGAACGAUUCUUCUGCCGACCGUUCCACCGGAUGAGUUAUUCACCGUGAUAAAUGCGCAGUCUCCACCACCUACGAUGGGACCACUCUUGAUGGAUGGCGUUCACUAUGAACAUUCGAUACCGCUGGGUCCUCACAGCAACUACUACGUGUACUACUCGGACAAUGUUCGGAAUUCACAUCAGCAGCAAAAGCAGCAGCAGCAACAACAGCAGCAACAGCAGCAGCAACAGCAGCAGCAGCAACAGCAGCAGCAGCAACAGCAGCAGCAGCAGCAGCAGCAGCAGCAGCAGCAGCAGCAGCAGCAACAGCAGCAGCAGCAGCAACAGCAGCAACAGCAACAGCAGCAACAGCAGCAGCAACAACAACAACAACAUCAACUUUUUUAUCAGCCUCUCGUUGGCUACUCCAACGAACAGUCUAGUCAGAUAAUGUUUAACCCCAACUCCAUACCGGUGCAGCUAGUGACGCUAGUGCAACCGACGAUCGAAGCCCCAGUCCAACAGGAGAAUGCUACUGCUGCGCGACAACCCUCGCCGUAUGUGAAUAUAAACGAGGAGGGCAUCCACAAGCUGGUGACAUCCACGCAGAACCUGGUAACGAACGAAGAUGUCGUGAGUAUCAACAAUGCCGAGGAAGAGGAGCCACCGUCGGAGAACGUUCAAGCGGAUAAGGAGGAACAGAAAGCAUCGGAUAGCGAACCGAGUGAGAGUUCCAAGAAGGAACAUAGACUCAAGGAUAAUUUAGCUGUCCCGUCCUUCGACAAUCCGAUCAUCGUGGGAGAUAUGCCUGAGGGAGCUCAAAGAAACCAUCGGUCGGGUGGUAAAUCAGAUAACUUCUACAAACAGAUCAAUGUGGAAAUUCUCGGAGAAGCCGACGAUCACAACAAGGGACAGUUCUUGAAGGAGACAACCUAUCGAACCAAUCAGGUGACUUCAGAGCCGUGUGACGAUGAUGUAAAGUAUGGUCCGGUUGAGAUCAAGCAUGAAGUCACCACGAUUAGACCAAUUACUAUAUCCACCAAGGCUCGCGGAUCGACCGCAACGAGGUUGAGUACACGUUUUCGAACGACUUCAGCCAGCGUCCCUUCGUCAACUGCACGCUACACCGCCAAAGAACCAAUCACUGUAACUGCAAAACCUGUUCCACAAAAGUACCUGGCCCCAAUUCAGGCAGGAUUACGACUCUCUAACUCUGGUAAAAACAUCGAUGACUGCGUUGACGAGAAAGGUUCCAAGACUAUCGUCGAGGUUCAAAAGAGCGUCAACAUCAAGAAUCUCCUGAUUGGCCCAGAGCCAUCUCAACCACAACGACAGCGUGAGUUUGGUGCAAGAACCACAAUAGUUCAGCAACCGAUCAUCAUCGAGAAACCCGUUGAUCGGAUUGUCAAACAGAACGUCUACAUCGAGAAACCAGUUGAUCGCUAUGUUCCACAACCAGUUUACAUCGAGAAACCAGUCCCGCAACCGGUUGAUCGAAUUGUAGAAAAGCAAGUCCCCGUACCUUAUCCAGUGGAAAAGAUCGUUGAGAAACAUGUUCCCACACCUGUCCACGUCCCGUACCCCGUCGAGAAACAGGUUCCAGUUCAUCAUUACGUCGAUCGUCCCGUUCCUCAUCAUGUACCGUUUCCCGUUACAGUGGAAAAGAUAGUCGAGAAGCCUGUUACUGUUGAAAAGGUCGUUACUAAAGAAGUCCAGGUGCCCUACCCGGUAACACAGAUCGUCGAAAAAUUUGUUGAUCGCCCUUUCCCGGUAGAAAAGGUCGUCACCAAAGAGGUUCAGGUUCCCUAUCCCGUUACCCAGAUUGUUAAUCGGCCUUACCCGGUUGAAGUGCAGGUAGAGAAGAUCGUCGAAAAGAUCGUUGAUCGUCCCGUGGAAACGGUUGUCGAGAAACACGUUGAAGUUCCCGUACCCGUAACUGUCGAAAAGGUCGUUGAAAAAUUCAUAGAUCGUCCGGUUCCCUAUCCAGUUCAAGUCCCUGUUGAAGUCCAGGUCCAGGUCCCCGUUCACUACCCGGUAGAAGUCCCAGUAGGUGUCCCCAUUCCGUACCCCGUCGAAAAACUCAUCCCUGUUACCGUCCAUGAACCCAAACCAACGCACGCCAUCAUCAAAACCACGCACCACGAAAAACUUUUUGACUUUCACAAAUUUUUCGGUGGGAAAAAGAAACAUUACACAGAACACUAUAUCCUAAAAGCACCGCCACUACCUAAACCUCCCGUUGUUGAAGCCCCUGGGAAGCAUUACUACUUCCACAGCCAAUACCCCAAGAACGAUCUUCACUUUGGAGCAUCGAUCGCUUCACCGUCCUACGUGGACGUCGGCCAGAUUAACGUCCUUCCGCAUCACUUCCCCGAAAAACCCAAACAUAUCUACGGUGUCCCACUGACCGGAGAUGUCUACAACGGUAAAUCAUCGUACCAUUUCAACCCUUAUCUGCCCUACCCGCUAAUCGAUCAAUCGCACUUUGUAGGCAAAUUUACCUACCAAGCAGCUCCGCUACCGCCACAGCAUCAUCACUACCACCAGCCACCGCAGCCUCAGCUUCUGCCCGGAAUCUACAAGGACGACUAUAUUGGGCCUACGCCCCUGCUGGAGGACCACUGGGCUGUCAAGAGUGACGUCAAGUUCCGCCGGAGUCCCGCGUAUGGCAAGAGCCUGCGGAUCGAGUACGGGGGUUUCAAGCCACCGCUAGUGCCAUCGCUGGAGAUCGACGAGAAUGGGAUUCCGCUGAACAAGGAACAUAACGCGAACUGAGAUCGAUUCCGGGAAGGCGAAUCGUGUGCGUAGACUGAAAUAGUUGAUUUUUGUUUUUCGUAACUGUCUAGCCUUAGGAGUAGUUCUAGUUCUGCCGAUGAUGCUACUGGAGACUCUUCGGUUGUAGGAUUAGGUUAGAAUCAGUCGGAUGGAUAUAAACACAAACACCCAAACGCCAACAAAGUAUAGAUCAAAGCUCGUUCUGUAAGGUUUAGAAGAAUAGCAUCGAGUAGGGAUAAGUAAUUUAUUGUUACACUUAUGCACCUAAGUGAUAGGGAUAAG